This is a messenger RNA of Hibiscus syriacus, 755 nucleotides long. Its product is annotated as protein argonaute 1-like. Gene Ontology annotation, molecular function: nucleic acid binding. Gene Ontology annotation, cellular component: cytoplasm. The record is from RefSeq and is a predicted model, not a curated record. Gene Ontology annotation, biological process: regulatory ncRNA-mediated post-transcriptional gene silencing. The transcript is spliced from 7 exons. Lineage: Eukaryota; Viridiplantae; Streptophyta; Magnoliopsida; Malvales; Malvaceae. Bases 1 to 729 code for a protein of 242 amino acids.
AUGGAAAACAAACAAACAGCUAAAAGGAUGAUUUUCUACAGAGAUGGUGUGAGUGAAGGUCAAUUCAGUAAACUUUUACUCCAUGAAAUGGAUUCUAUUCGUAAGCAGCGUAUGAAGAGAUUUGGUGAUAAUAGAGUAAAUAAAGUUGGCUACUUUUUGGUGUUUAGGCUUCUGACACUUCUAAUUUUCUUCCUUCCUCCAGGCUAUGCCUCAUUCGGUGAAAAAUAUUCACCACCAGUUACGUUUGUUGUGGUUCAGAAGAGGCAUAAUAGUCGCUUAUUUCCUACUAACCACAAUGACCGUAGUAAAACUGAUAAGAGUGGCAAUGUCUUGCCAGGUACUGUUGUGGACACCAAGAUUUGUCACCCCACUGAGUUUGAUUUUUAUCUCUGUUCAAUUAUUUUUCUUGUGCAGGGAACCAGCAAGCCCACCCAUUAUCAUGUCCUGUAUGAUGAAAACGGGUUCAGUGCAGACAGUUUGCAGACGCUCACCUACAAUUUAUGUUAUACGUAUGCAAGGUGUACUAGAUCGGUUUCCAUAGUGCCGCCAGCUUAUUAUGCUCAUCUAGAUGCUUUUAGGGCACGGUGUUAUGUCGAAGAAGAGAUGUCGGCCAGUGGCUCUAUGGGUGGAAGCCGAAAACCAAAGGACCAGAAUGCCGAGGUUCGUCCCCUGCCCAGCAUCAAAGAAAAUGUGAAGGAAGUAAUGUUCUACUGCCGAGUAAACUUCUAACCCUUGAAAUUACAGAUUCGUUUUAG